AUUUUUUUAUUAUUUUUUUGAGAAUAUUUGUAUUUUGUUAGUGCAAAAAUUAGUGUUUGGACUUCGUUAGUGUUGAAGAUGGGGUAAUAAUAAUAACCAGUGUCUAGUCUGUUCAAAGUUCAAACGGAGGAGGCCAUGGCCGAGAACCAAAUCUCACCACCGCACCCAAUUCACCGUCCCCCUCCUUCUUCGCAGCUCCCCCUAUCACCGACCUCCAUCUCAUCGUCGGUCAAGAUCAUCCUCGACAUCCUAUUCCGAACCACACCCCAGAAGAUCGAACCGGCUCUCGCCUCCACCGGAAUAAUCCCCACCACCGAAGUCGUCGUCGAAGUCCUGAAGCUCUCGUACGACUACCCAUUCUCCGCCAUAAAGUUCUUCCGAUGGGCCGGGUUGGCCCACAAGCACUCGGCCCACGCCUGGAACCUCAUGGUCGACCUCCUCGGCCGCAACCGCCUCUUCGAGUCCAUGUGGGACGCCAUCCGCUCAAUGCGGCAGGAAAAGACUCUCUCCUUGGCCGCCUUCGCCUCCGCCUUCGGAAAUUACUGCGCUUCUGGAAGCUUCGACGACGCCCUCAUGACUUUUCAGGUCAUGGACAAAUACGGCAUCCCAAACGACGUCGUUGCCGCCAAUUCUCUUCUCAGCGCAAUGUGCCGCGAAAACGGUGGCGUUUUGAGGGCUCUGGACUUCCUCGAGACCAUGAAAUCGAAGCCGGAAUUCGGCCCCGACUGCGACUCGUUUGCUAUUUUGCUCGAGGGGCUGGAGAAGGAAGGGGAUGCGGCGAAGGCAAAGACAACGUUUGGGGAAAUGGUGGUGAGAGUUGGGUGGAUGCCAGCGAACGUGGCGGCUUACGACGCUUUCUUGAUGACGCUGGUGAGAGGGGAACAAGCGGAGGAGGCUGUGAAAUUCUUGAUUGUGAUGAAGAAGAAUAGCUGCUUGCCAGGUUUGAGAUUCUUUUCCAGUGCUCUUGAUAUUCUUGUUAAGCGAAAGGAUUCGAAGAAUGCAAUUUUGAUUUGGGAUGUUGUGGUUGGCAAUGGUAAUGGGUUGGUUCCCAAUUUGUCAACGUACAAUGCCAUGAUUGGAUUAUUGUGUGAUUGCAAUGAGGUCGAUGAUGCAUUUAGGCUCCUUGAUGAUAUGGUAUUUCAUGGUGCUUUUCCUGAUUCUUUCACUUAUAAUGUGAUCUUUAAGUGUUUGAUUAAGAACAAGAAGGUUGGUGAUGCCGGUAAGUUUUUUGUGGAGAUGGUGAAGAAUGAGUGGCUUCCCACACAUGCUAAUUUUGCUGCGGCCAUCACCAUGUUUUUCGAAGGGGAUGACCCUGAAAUGGGGGUUCAGCUUUGGAACUUUAUGGUUGAAAACAAGGUCGAGCCUCUUGAUGCAGCAGCCAAUGCCUUGCUCUUGGGGCUUUGUAAGUUAGAUAGGUUGUCAGAGUUGAAGAGGAAUGCUGACGAUAUGCUUGAUAGAAGGAUCAGCAUAUACGAAUCGACAAUGGCGAGCUUGAAGAGUGCCUACUAUAAGGAUGGCAGAGGUGCAAGGGACAAAUAUGAUGGCUUGGCAAGGAGGUGGAAGACCUCACUGGGUCGCUAGACAUUUUGUGGCUUAGGUUCUUUUUUUGAUAUGUAUAGGAGUUAUGUUCUUUAGUUGCAUAGGCGUAAUCACUAGUGGAAAGUGCGUAUAUAUUCUUUUUCCAUACCAAGCAGGUUUUGUGGUUAACUUAACUGUUAUUAUACAAAUUGCCUCUUGUAGCUGUCUGACCUAUUCGUCUUCUCUUUCUUCCCGUUCCUCCUUUUUUUUCUUUGUUUUGGAUUU
This is a messenger RNA of Prunus avium (sweet cherry), 1803 nucleotides long. Its product is annotated as pentatricopeptide repeat-containing protein At5g15010, mitochondrial-like. The record is from RefSeq and is a predicted model, not a curated record. NCBI's taxonomy places the organism in Eukaryota, Viridiplantae, Streptophyta, Magnoliopsida, Rosales, Rosaceae. Gene Ontology annotation, molecular function: protein binding; mRNA binding.